AUGGAUCCAAAAUCGGAGUCGGAUCCGUACCCGCUGCUAAGAAGUAUCAAUUUCGAGGUUUUGAGGGUUUUCACGAUCGCUCUUUCCUCGUCAAUUUUUCUACAGUGUGUUCUUCUUUCCCACCCAAAGAUGAAGCUCGUCAGGUUUUUGAUGAAGCUGAACAAUGAAACUGUGUCGAUUGAGCUGAAGAACGGGACUGUGGUCCAUGGAACCAUCACUGGUGUUGAUGUGAGCAUGAACACUCACUUGAAGACGGUUAAAAUGAGCCUGAAGGGGAAAAACCCAGUGACAAUGGAUCAUCUAAGCUUGAGGGGUAACAAUAUCCGCUACUACAUUCUUCCUGAUAGCUUGAACUUGGAGACUUUGCUUGUGGAAGACACUCCUAGAGUUAAACCUAAGAAGCCUGUUGCUGGGAAGCCUGUUGGACGCGGCCGUGGACGUGGGCGUGGGCGUGGUCGUGGCAGUGCUACUAGAGGUCGUUAG
Messenger RNA from Microthlaspi erraticum, 483 nucleotides. The record is from the annotation of a GenBank genome assembly. NCBI's taxonomy places the organism in Eukaryota, Viridiplantae, Streptophyta, Magnoliopsida, Brassicales, Brassicaceae.